AUGAUCUCUACCCGCGCGUUCCUCGUUGUUGCCACCUGUAUCUAUCUCAGGCGCAUUGCUACGCAGGGAAAGAAGGCCAAUAUCACAAGCCCACACGCUGUGUUGGAGGUGGAAGAGGACAUAGAUUCGGGUUACACUGGCGAAAGCGCCACUCUGAUGGAAUGGGUGGAUCUCCGUGAUACGGACGAGACUACGUCCAAGUCACCCUGUGGCGAAGCUCCAAGAACCGCCCUCGCCGCUGUGUUCCCUUUUCCGGAAGACGCAAUCCUUCUCAGGAAUGCUGUCGUUUGUUCCAUCGUUCCGAGCGACGAACUGCAUGUCGAUGAGAAGGUUCCUACCUAUGCCGAUAUGGCAAAGUCAAUCAUGGAUACCUUCUGGUAUCCUGCGGAGCUUGACGACGGAGAAGAUGCCAAUUCGGACAUGGGUGUCGACGAGGAUGGUGGUUUAGGCGGCGAAGACUGGGACGCUUGGACAGGUGUUAUGCGCCUACGAACUCCUGCGCCGACACCUACCUCGAUUAUAAUGACAUUACCAGCACUCGUCACACCAUCACUAUCUGCAUCUUCGGAGCCGCGAUACGCAGCGGCCUCUGUAUUCCGUAGCGCGACCUCGACUCUGGGGAGUAUCCUCAAUUGGACGUGCGGCGUCGUAUGCGACCGUGGCCCAGGCUGCGACCGGAAGCGCGCUCAACCGAACGGAGAGUACCCGAUGCGCACUAUGAAGAAGAAAGCGCUCUCAGGGCCCUCGUACGCCAAAGUUGAGGAUGACGUCGAAGACGGGAUUCCAUCAGUGGCCGAUACGCAACUGGAGCGUCCCGCUAUUGCCAUUAACCCUCCGAGACGUGCAGGAGGUUGGAUGCGCGUGGAUGCGGACGAUAUCGUCUAG
This is a messenger RNA of Peniophora sp. CBMAI 1063, 885 nucleotides long. NCBI's taxonomy places the organism in Eukaryota, Fungi, Basidiomycota, Agaricomycetes, Russulales, Peniophoraceae. The record is from the annotation of a GenBank genome assembly.